AUGAGGUACAAUAUGAAGAAAAGUUCCUCCUCAGCUUCUUCACCCAAGUUUAGUUACGGAAGCUUUUACUUCCCUGAUUCUGGUGGAUCCAACCGAGUCCACUCUGGAUACCCUAGCCAUAAAUCCAGCAUUGGAAGUGGUGGAAUAGUGAAAAGCUAUAAGUCCCACUGUUUAAAGACAUCUCGUAAUGAGAAAUUCCACAGUUCUUCUCAAGAUCACCUCAAGGCUCCUAGAAAUGUAGCAUAUAAAGAAAAAAUGUAUGCAUCUAUGGACGAUGGACAACGGUACCGAUACACGCACGAUACUCAAAACUAUGGAAGCCACUCCAAGGACUACCCAAGCAGUAAGACCAUGGGACUACUAAGCACCAAUGAAAAGGAAACCAUGCAGUAUCUGAAUGAACGUCUGGCAUCUUAUCUCGACAAGGUUCGGUCUCUAGAGCAGGAGAAUACCCAGUUGGAGAAGAAGAUAUGUGAGUGGUAUGAACACAAUGCGCCAACAACGCCCCCUGACUCCAGUCUGGAGCUGAAGACUAUUGAAGAACUGCAAAACGAGAUCCGAACAUUAACUGCAGAAAAUGCUAGAAUUGCUCUUGAAGUUGACAAUGCUAAAUGGGCAACUGAUGACUUCCGAAACAAGUACGAUAUUGAACUCGGCCUAAGACGCAGUGUGGAUGCAGAUGUGAGUGGACUUCGUAGUAUGCUAGAAGGACUCAAUAAAGAAAAAAGCACCCUUGAUACAGGGGUUCAAGAACUGGAAGAAGAGCGACAGCAAAUGAAGAAGAACCAUGAGGAGGAGGUCAAUGCCCUAAGAGGUCAACUCGGCGCCAGGGUUAAUGUGGAAUUAGACGCUGCCCCAGCUGUAGAUUUGAAUAGAGUUUUGUCUGAGAUUCGAGAUGAAUACGAAAACCUGAUGGAAAAGAACCUAAAGGAUGUGGAAGCCAUGUUCCUUGCGAGGUCUGAAGAACUGAGUUCUCAAGUCCAGUCAAGCUCUGCAAAUCUACAGUCAGAACAAAUUGAAGUUAUUGACUUAACACGAAGUGUACAGAACCUGGAAAUCGACCUGGAGAGUCAAUUAAAUAUGAACUCUGCUCUACAAAGUAAUCUGAUGGAAACCGAGGCUAACUACAGCUCAGAACUUGCUCAGCUCCAGAACAUGAUUGAUAUCGUGCAGGCCGAAUUUGUACGGAUCAGAAGUGACUUGGAACGCCAAAUUGCAGAGUAUAAAAAUCUUAUGGACCAGAAGAAUCUGUUAGAAAUGGAAAUUGCCACCUACAAGGGAUUGCUGGAAGGACAGAACAAUGAGUGA
Hyla sarda is the source of this 1308-nucleotide messenger RNA. RefSeq names its product keratin, type I cytoskeletal 19-like. The coding region runs from base 1 to 1308 and encodes 435 amino acids. Gene Ontology annotation, molecular function: structural molecule activity. The transcript has 6 exons. Lineage: Eukaryota; Metazoa; Chordata; Amphibia; Anura; Hylidae. The record is from RefSeq and is a predicted model, not a curated record.